AUGACCGACCCCUACGUAGACAGGUCAGAGGCAUACAAGUCGUAUCGCCCCGUCAACAACCUCAUGUCCCCCGGCCUGAAACGCGCGCGCGAGCCUUUCCGCGUGCGCAACGCCGUCGUGGGCACCGCGCUCGUCGCCUUCGCCACCGGCGUGUGGGCGUACUCGAUCAGCGCGGUCAAGCAGGACGUGUUUGACGAUGUAGACGAGGAAGCGCGUGCGCUCGCGAGAGCCCGGGAGCGGAGCCUGGAGGAGCAGGAGGCGGAACGGAAGCUGACUGAGGCAGUCGCGAGCAGUUCCAAUGUUACAGCUGCGAAGGCACCUGCGGCUGGCAUUACAAGCCCGGUAGCGAACGCGGUGUCAGCGGCGGCAGCGGGGAGGGGGAUCUUGCCGCCAAUAGCUGAACGAUACUUUCCUCGCCUUCUGGAUCCGUCUACGAGGACGCUGGUGUGGGGGGCGCCAUCUGUGGAUAGCAUCGGCAAGUUGUCAGAUCGUUCUCGUCAUUGA
This is a messenger RNA of Fomitopsis serialis, 504 nucleotides long. RefSeq lists its product as uncharacterized. The record is from RefSeq and is a predicted model, not a curated record. Gene Ontology annotation, cellular component: mitochondrial inner membrane. The transcript has 2 exons. Lineage: Eukaryota; Fungi; Basidiomycota; Agaricomycetes; Polyporales; Fomitopsidaceae. Gene Ontology annotation, biological process: mitochondrial respiratory chain complex IV assembly. Bases 1 to 504 code for a protein of 167 amino acids.